Messenger RNA from Plutella xylostella (diamondback moth), 780 nucleotides. RefSeq lists its product as uncharacterized. The record is from RefSeq and is a predicted model, not a curated record. Gene Ontology annotation, biological process: sensory perception of taste. Lineage: Eukaryota; Metazoa; Arthropoda; Insecta; Lepidoptera; Plutellidae. Gene Ontology annotation, cellular component: membrane.
AUGGUGUUGAUGCUGCUCCUUGAACACAGCAUUUGCAAUGUAUUGGAAUAUGUGCUGACUCCCGAUGCAAUUAUUGUUAUGAAUUGGAAAUGGAUACUAUAUUUCUAUCAAGAUUUUGAGGUCAUUGUGUUUUGCAUCUUGGUGUUAAAUGUUAAAAGCAGACUCAGAGCAGUAAAUGAGUAUCUGAAAAAGUUUAUAAAAGACCAAAACAAUGUAAACUUCAAUGUUUUCACCAUAACUGAAGUAAAUCGUCAGAAGAAUCUUCAGACAAAAUUAAAUUUGGUUAAGAAAAUACCACUCAAAGAGUUGGCUAUAACUUACGAUGCCAUCGGAGAACUCUGUAGUUCCAUCAAUCAAGUUUCUAAUUACCAGAUCUUCAUGACGUUGAUAACGACAUUCUUUUACGUGGUUAUGGCAAUCUGGACUACGAUAUACCAGUAUCGUCUGAAUCGAGACGUGUCUGCAUCAGUAGUUAUGACUAUCGUCUGGGUAGCAAGUGGAAUGGUGGCUAUUGUCGCUAUAGGGAUUGUCUGCGACCGACUUAUGACGGCGAGAAGAGACACUAUAGUUCUGGUCAAUGAAAUUAUAAUGGAUUCAAGUCUACCCAAAGCUUUGAGAGGACAGGCUAAGAUGUUCAUGCAGUUGAUAGAAGCAUGGCCGCUGGAAAUGUACAUCUACGAUAUGUUCGCUAUUGAUUUGAAACUCAUCUUGAAGUUUUCCAGUGUGUGUACGACGUAUAUGAUCAUUAUUAUACAGCUUUCUCACUUCACUAAAAUCUAA